This is a messenger RNA of Gracilinanus agilis (Agile Gracile Mouse Opossum), 1240 nucleotides long. It is a transcript of the gene SLC25A33, whose product is annotated as solute carrier family 25 member 33. The record is from RefSeq and is a predicted model, not a curated record. Gene Ontology annotation, biological process: pyrimidine nucleotide import into mitochondrion. Bases 1 to 975 code for a protein of 324 amino acids. NCBI's taxonomy places the organism in Eukaryota, Metazoa, Chordata, Mammalia, Didelphimorphia, Didelphidae. The transcript has 7 exons. Gene Ontology annotation, molecular function: pyrimidine nucleotide transmembrane transporter activity. Gene Ontology annotation, cellular component: mitochondrion.
AUGGCGACGUCCCCCUCGCAGCAGAAGGAGAACACGCUGCUGCACCUCUUCGCCGGAGGGUGUGGGGGCACAGUUGGUGCUAUUUUUACUUGUCCUCUAGAGGUAAUUAAGACCAGACUUCAGUCUUCAAGAUUAGCUUUACGAACUGUCUACUAUCCUCAAGUCCAGCUGGGGACCAUCAGUGGAGCAGGAGUGGUCAGACCAACAUCAGUAUCACCUGGACUCUUACAGGUUCUGAAGUCAAUUUUGGAGAAGGAGGGACCAAGGUCACUUUUUAGAGGCUUGGGUCCAAAUUUAGUUGGAGUUGCACCAUCAAGGGCUGUAUACUUUGCCUGUUACUCUAAGGCCAAAGAGCAGUUUAAUGGCAUUUUUGUGCCUAACAGCAAUAUUGUUCACAUUUUCUCCUCUGGAUCUGCAGCUUUUAUCACAAAUACCUUAAUGAAUCCUAUAUGGAUGGUUAAAACCCGGAUGCAAUUAGAACGAAAAGUAAGAGGUUCCAAACAGAUGAACACUGUCCAGUGUGCUCGUUAUGUUUACCAGACAGAAGGCAUUCGUGGAUUCUAUAGAGGAUUAACUGCCUCAUACGCUGGUAUUUCUGAGACCAUAAUCUGUUUUGCUAUUUAUGAAAGCUUAAAGAAAUGGCUAAAAGAGGCCCCAUUAACCCCGUCUGCAAAUGGGACUGAGAGAAGCAGAAACUCCACCAAUUUUUUUGGACUUAUGGCUGCUGCUGCUAUUUCCAAGGGAUGUGCCUCCUGUAUUGCUUAUCCACAUGAAGUCAUAAGGACACGGCUUCGAGAAGAGGGCACCAAGUAUAAAGCUUUCAUUCAGACAGCUCGCCUGAUAGCAAGAGAAGAAGGUUAUCUGGCCUUUUACAGAGGACUCUUUGCCCAGCUCAUCCGGCAGAUCCCAAAUACUGCUAUUGUGUUGUCCACCUAUGAGCUAAUUGUGUACUUACUAGAAGACCAUACAAAGUGACAGGCCGGGAAAUGGGCUUUAGAAGAAUAAAACUGAAAAACUGCCGGGCAGUUUCUCCAUUGAUGUUUAAAAUGUUUAAGAGACUGAUGCAGGAAUGGCUGAAACAUCUCUGGCUUUUAUCACCUGCUGGACUUUUCCUUUUGGAUUCAUGCUUUCUGGAAGGUUUUAAUUCAUUAACGUUAAUAGUUAAUUACAAUUUUUUAACUUAAGAAUUCAGAAUUAAGCAGCUACUAAAUUAAAUCAUGCUAUUUAAUUUAAGUAUAAA